Messenger RNA from Nelumbo nucifera (sacred lotus), 993 nucleotides. Its product is annotated as chloroplastic import inner membrane translocase subunit TIM22-2-like. The record is from RefSeq and is a predicted model, not a curated record. NCBI's taxonomy places the organism in Eukaryota, Viridiplantae, Streptophyta, Magnoliopsida, Proteales, Nelumbonaceae. Gene Ontology annotation, molecular function: transmembrane protein transporter activity. Gene Ontology annotation, biological process: protein targeting to chloroplast; protein insertion into mitochondrial inner membrane. Gene Ontology annotation, cellular component: TIM22 mitochondrial import inner membrane insertion complex; chloroplast envelope.
UUGGAUUGUGGGCCAUUUUCCUUCUUUAGAUGGACCCAUAUAUAUCUACUGUAAAACGUGUACUACUGAAGGAGAUAAAAUAAGAAAAUGGAGUUGACAGAGGCCAUUUUUGCAUCGUUACAGGGAGAGAGCAAAAUACGGUGAGGACUGAGGAAGUGAGGAUAUGGCAAACGCGGCUUCUCCGAACCCCGACACUGACACUGAGAUCGACAAUAACGAUAGCCCUAUUCCUUCAGAUGGUCUAAUUCCUUCUGUGACCCCUUUGGUUUGCCUUCUGAGGUUCGCCGGCGACUCGGCAGCUGGUGCUUUCAUGGGUUCAAUAUUCGGCUAUGGUACAGGGUUGCUCAAAAGGAAAGGCUUUAAAGGAUCUUUUGCAGAGGCUGGAUCUUCUGCCAAGACAUUUGCAGUUUUAUCUGGAGUUCACAGUCUAGUUGUCUGCUUCUUAAAGAAGCUGAGAGGAAAAGAUGAUGUCAUAAAUGCAGGGGUUGCUGGAUGCUGCACGGGUCUUGCUCUAAGUUUUCCAGGUGCACCUCAGGCUCUUCUCCAAAGCUGUCUCACCUUUGGAGCAUUUUCGUUUAUUAUUGAAGGACUUAAUAAGCAGCAGCCAGCAUUGGCACACUCAUUAUCAAUGAGGAACAGAGGGACGCCUAAUGUUCUUCCUCCAUUUACUCUCCCCCUUCCUGAUGACUUAAAAGAAGGCUUCUCUGCCUUCUGCCAAUCAUUAAAGAAGCCCAAGAGAGAUGUGCGGCCAACUUCACACUAAUUACAUUUGUAAUGAAGUGCCUUUUCUUGUUCGUCAUCAUUAUCCAGGAUAGUUUGUCUAAGUAUCAGUUCAGUUCAGUUCAGUUCACAGAGAGAGAGAGAGAGUUGCAAGCUGAAUCGUGAAAUACUUUUCUAUGUGAUUCCUCAUGCCGAUGUAUCUUUGAAUUAUAUGCUAAAAAGGAACUAUUCUACCUGGGAUUUUCAUGAAGAAACUAUUCAAAUUUUCAAACA